UGGUUUUAAUGGUUAGCUGAUGGGUUUGUAAUGGUAUUUGUAGUAGAACCCAUUAAAAUUUCUGUGACGGUUUCUAUUGUGCAGGGAAUUUCUCAUUUAAAUAAAGACGACUUAUUUAUCUGGAUAACGAAGGCGAGUGACGGGGAAGCCGCAGAUGACUGGCAAGUUGCGAUGAGGGGCGUGAACUUCACGCAAAAGCGAAGUUCACAUGCAACUCGUGCGCACGAGCUGGUCCGCGCGAGCUCUGAGGAUUCCACAUGAUCUGCUAGAAUAGACUAGAUAGGAUAGUGUAAUGUCGCACUUAUAACAUAGACUCCGUUUUCGACUCGGUUUCGGCUGGGGAAUGAUGAUCCAGAAGCGGGACGGGCAGUGGCUCCGGCGCGAGCGCAGAUAAAGCAGUUGUUCUGGCGGUUCACGCGCGCCCUGGGUACCGUAUGCACGCGCGGAUGGGCGCAAUGCUGGAGCGCAACGCGUCUCGGGAGCGGAUGGACUUCAGCUCCAACACCUCGGCUCACAUGGGCAGAGAGCCGGGAUUCGGCGGGCCGGUGCUGGUGCUGCUGGCCGCUGUCAUGCUGCUGCUCAUCGCCGUGAUCGUGCUGGGAAACGCGCUCGUUAUCCUCGCCUUCAAAACGGACCGGAGCCUGAGGAGGCAGAGCAACUACUUCCUACUGAACCUGGCCAUCUCAGACUUCCUAGUGGGGGCCUUUUGUAUUCCAGUGUAUUUGCCCUACAUCUUGACAGGCAAAUGGAUGCUGGGCCGAGGGCUAUGUAAGCUCUGGUUGGUGAUGGACUACCUCCUUUGCACCGCUUCCGUCUUCAACAUUGUCCUCAUCAGCUACGACCGUUUCCUCUCUGUCACCAGAGCGGUGUCAUACCGGGCGAGGCAAGGGAUGACCCGCAGUGCCCUAGCUAAGAUGGCUGCCGUGUGGGUCCUGUCUUUCCUCUUGUACGGCCCGGCCAUCUUGCUGUGGGAGGUGGUGACGGGAGAGAGCCAUGUCCCUGAAGACGAGUGCUUUGCUGAGUUCUUCCACACGUGGUACUUCCUGCUGUCUGCCUCCACACUCGAGUUCUUUUUCCCCUUCCUGUCCGUGGCUUUCUUCAACCUCAGCAUAUACCGCAGCAUACGUGAGAGGAGGCUUCGCUACCAGCAGGACUUGUGCUUCCCCAAGAACCGUGGCAUGACAUCUCCCAAGCACGAGAGGCUUCGCUUGGUCACCUACAUCUGCCGCGGCUCUCUCGUGACGAAGAAGAAGAAGCCGGAAACAGAAGGCGAUCGUUGUUCGCCGUCCGCAGGACGCAUCGACACCCGGAGUAUACGAAGCACUCAGUGUACACGCCUGAUUCAGGACAGGAAGAUCGCAAAGUCGUUAGCGGUGAUUGUGUGUGUGUUUGCUGUAUGCUGGGCACCGUACACGCUUCUGAUGAUCAUACGCGCUGCCUGCAGGGGGCACUGUGUAUCACACCACUGGUACGAAGUGACGUUCUGGCUGCUGUGGCUCAACUCUGCCAUCAAUCCGUUCCUGUAUCCUCUUUGCCACAGCAGCUUCCGCAGGGCUUUCGCAAAGAUCCUGUGCCCCAAACACCGAACCACUGAAGCACCAUCAGAUAACGCAUCUAACAACCAUAGAUAGUCCAUCUAUCACACUGCAAUAGCUUUGGACAGAUAACGCAUGCAUUCAUUCAUCUUUGGCAAUUUGUCACGGUCAUGGUGGACCCACUCAUUCACAACUAGUGGCAGUAAAUCCACCUACCUGCAUGUUUUUACUAGGAAAGGAAACCAGACAACCCAGACGAAACCCACACAGAGAACCCAAGCCCCUGAACCGUUAAAGCACCAACUCUACCUGCCCCUGGAUACAGAGAAGCCCUUUCCUUAAACACAAAAAUGGCCGUUGAUUUAGAACAGUACCUAGGUACAUCUCUUACAGAGAAUAAAAGCUAAACGUUUUACCGGAUUUAAAACCAUGGACGGAUCCUACUCUAAAAGUUUUUAAAAACUGACUGCCUAUUAAAACGUUUUAAAUCAGUGCUACAAGGUUUCACACUACAUUUCUUACAGGAUAUGAAGUAAUAAUCUGAACUCUCAAUGUAUUUAACUCAUGUACAUACUGUAUGUAUAAACAUUACAAAAUGGGAUAUAACCAAAUGCUUGUCCACUAGUACAGCCUUGCUUUUACCGAUGUAGUGUCUGAGGUUAAUCUGUAACACCAAUCGUAUUAUUGUGAUCUCACCAGGUCAUGUGAAGCCAAAUUCCCAGAACUCAGUUCUCCACUGUGGAUUGCUUUGGCUGUCAUAAAAAAGCGAGUCCUGAAGGACGUGUCUUACUGCAACUGCACUUUAUUCAUGUAUUUUAAUGGUCAGUGGUAAACCAUUGCCAACAUGACACUCGUUCUCUUUUCAACCUUUCUACCGUUCUACAAGGGCGAUUGGUCUUCUCCAAAAAAAUUUUUAAAAAAAGAGAGAAAUUAUUAUAUUAUUAGUAUUGUCACUGUUCCAAAGUAAUAAGUACGGUGGCCUGGAAGUACAAAACAUAUUAACAAACCAAAAAACGCAACAGCAAAUUUAGAAACUCAUCUGAAAACAUUAACUCAAAACAGAACGUGUAGGCUCUUAUUGAACGUCACAUGCUCUUUGCUGAUUGGCCAUGACUAUCACAAGGAAAAAAGAAUGACCCCUUUUUCAGUUUCUUCUUCAGAUUUAUUUAGGCUCAUAAUUCUUCUUACUGUAAACAUCCUCCAGCUCUCGGUUUUCUACCGGCCCGCAGAUUGACGUGUGCGGUAGCCAAUCAGAAACAAGCCUGUAGUAUUCAAUAAGGAUCUCUCCUUUCUGUUUACAGUUAUUCUUGUUGUGUUUCUGAAUUGAAUGCUGUUUUAGGUUGGUUGUCGUGUUGUCUGGUCGGUUGUUGUGCUUUUGUUUGAAGCCUUUUCGCAUUUGUUCUUUUGUUUUUGAUUUGCUUUUGUGUUGUUGUUGUCGUUGUUGUUUGGUUCUGUGAUUUACUGUUGUGUUUUUAGGUUUGUUGUUGUGUUUUGGGGUUCAUUGUCGCAUUUUAUGAUUUGUUGUUGUGUUUCAGAUUUGCUCUUUUGUUUUUAGUUUUGUUGUCACGUCUGCUGAUGUGCUGUCGUGUUUUGAGUUUUGUGGUUAUGUCUGCUGAUUCGGUGGUGUUGUUUGUUUUCUGGUUUGUUAAUGUUUUUAGCACUUAUGGGCCAGUGUAAAUAAGAGUUUCUAUGUAAAGUAGAAAGCAGGCCCAGUGUAAAACAAUGCAUACAUUACACACAUGUACCGUGUAUUCACUCUCUGUAAAGCGUUGUUGGAAGAAGAGUCCUAAAUGUGCUUCACCACGCUCUGUGUUUAUAACUCCACCUUGUGGCGUUGUGAUGUUCAUGUACUGUACUGACUCCACUCAUGCUGUACAUUAGCCUGGAUGUUCUUUUGCAAUGUAAACUCUGUCAUGCAGUAUUAUUGUGGAAUCCUUGUAUUGACUGAAUUAUCCGUGCUAUAAAGUCUUGUGCGGUACAUGUCACCAGACGUCGGUUCCACUUUUGAACUGUUUCAGCGCUGGGGAGAAACUCGGAAGACUAGGAUGAGUAUUAAAUGACUAUUGUAAUUGAAUUUGGAACCGACCAUUGUUCAGGGAGUUUGCCAGUUCAUAUUUAACCCUUACCAAGCCGAAUGUCGGUGUCAAUCCGUGUUGAAUUGGCACGAGAGGAGAAUGGCAGAGAAAAUCCGAGUGCAGGAGAAGAAGCCAUCACUAUAGCUAUUCAACUAUAUGUACUAAUACUGCUAAUUAGCCUGGCAGGCUGUUCAGUAGAGUAGUACGCAAUUCGUGACACAGACGCAUCAUCUCAAUUAACAGAAUUUGCAUAUUUGUAAUGAAAGUAGUGUGCUUACUAUGCUGAUAUAUUUUUCGAACCAACAAGAAAUAAAGGAAAGCUGGAGACUUUUUAUACUUUUGGCAGGUUCUCGCCUGCAUAAUACCUGUUUAUUCAGAUUAGUGUUAAGUUCGAUUUGAAAUAUCCGUACCCAACAAAAAUCUAUGUACAUAUUCAAGGACAUGGUGUAGACAGAGUGUAAGAAUAUAGUGAAUAUAGCUUGUUUAUUUUGCCAAUACAGACUACUGCCGCACGUCGGUAUGGAGAGCUACGGUAUUUCCUAUCACGCAUACUGUAUGUAUCAGCUGCUGUUUUUGCAGGGGUUGAGUCCAUAUAGGCAACAGGAUCCGAGUGUCGGUCGACCCUGGUUGGUGGUACUUUCUCUGGGCUUGUUCGUACUGUUUGUAGUCGGUUACUCUCCUUUACAGUCUGGAUCUUCAUCGGCUUGCCUCCUUAAUAGUCUUUUUAUUCAAACGAUAGGACAGUGCUGCUGGUUUCCUCGGAUCUGAUUGGUCAGAAUCUGUUGAUGGAUUUUCUGUAGUAGCAGCUCUGACCGGACUGCAUCUACAAACGGCAGGUUUGAAUUAAUGCGCUUAUUGUAAUGCGUUAUUGUUUCUAUAGUAACGGCUCGUUCACUUGUAAGGCGGACACUCCGCUUAAACGAAUUCUAAUAAUAAGUGCUGUUAUUUAACAUAGAAAAUUGUAUAAUCGUUGAUAGGGUGACGUUUCCUUUAAUGGCCCGUUUAACAUUUAUGGAAGGAGUCUCCAGUGUCAGUGCUUGGUAAGAGUCAGUAAGUUUUCAGGCACAGGGAAAUGUUCAGGACUGAGAAUAUUGUGUGUUGUGGUUUCUUCCUAAAGCCAGGGAACUAAGCCAGCUGCUGUAAUGUAAGUCAGAAGUACUCAGAUCGUUUUGUUUUUUUUACCGCAAUGGAUCCGUUCCUGAAUUAGAAAGGCACAGAUUUGUCGCAGAUAGUAGGGUUGGCGGUUCGAUUCCCGGCCCGCAUGACUCCACAUGCCGAAGUGUCCUCGGGCAAGACAAUGAAUAAAUGAAUGAGUUGCUCCCGAUGGCAAGUUAGCGCCUUGCAUGGCAGCUCUGCUACCACUGGUGUGUGAGUGUGUGUGUGAAUGGGUGAAUGAGAAACAGUGUACAGCGCUUUGGAUAAAAGCGCUAUAUAAGUGCGCCAUUUACCAUUUCUUACCGUGCUUCUGGGGGUUUCCUCCGGGUAUUCUGGUUUCCUCCCCCAGUCCAAAGACAUGCCUUGUAGGCUGAUUGGCAUCUCUAAAUUGUCUGUAGUGUGUAAAUUUAUGCGUGAUUGUGCCCUGCGAUGGAUUGGCACACAGUCCAGGGUGUCCCCCGCCUUGUGCCCUGAGUCCCCUGGGAUAGGCUCCAGGUUCCCUGCGACCCCGUGUAGUAUAGGCAGUACAGAAAAUGUAUGUACGGACGAAUGGGGUUUUACUCAAUCAGGCUUACAACUGUGAUAGCUAAAGUGUAAACCGAUCACUCAUUAAAAUGCAUUAAUGCUGAAAAGUCGACAGUGGGUUUUAAACUUCCAAAUUAAUUCAGUACAAGUUUGAAUAUUAUCUACAGCCUCAAAAUAACCACAAGUGUUUUCAUGGGUGAUUCAGUAGAAGCUAAAUUGCCCAUAUUUAUUUAAGGGCCUGGAGUAGCAAUCGAUUUCUUGCCAGGUCACGGCUUAAGAAGGAUCAGGGAGUGGCAAAUCAGCCUUAACUGCUUGAGGAUUCUGGAGAGUGAUGCAAAUUUGCUCAUACUUGUGCAAAGCAAGCUAUCAAGAUUGCCAGAGGGUAAGGGUACUUAUACUGGCACACUGAUUUCGGGACUUCUGAGAGGUACCUUAAGCACAAGUUACCAACGAGAGCUGAAGGUAACCGUGUGGACUUCAAGUGGAGGACUAGGUAUAUCUGUUUUGAACCAAGCUUUUGGUUAGACGAUGGAGCAAAAUGGAUGUUGAUGACGUUAGCACAACGAAUAAAAUGUUUUCACCUUGUUCUUCUGGGUAAUAAAUGUAAUAAACAGCCAGUGCUCGAGACAUACAGUAUGCAUCAUCAUUUCGACUCCUCAGUAAAUUAUUAAUGCUCUUGAAUGCAGCAGCUUUCAUUUGGAAAUGUUAAUGAUUAGACUGGCAAAUCACUCCACCAUGUCAAGCUUUAUUCCUUACUUAUAUUACUAUAAUGGUAAAAGACCUGCGGGGGGAUGUUCAUGGGACUACACGGCAUAAGCCUUCAUGACGUCUGACAUCCAUCCGUCCAUCUUCUUUAGCGCUUAUCCGUCAGGGUCACGGGGAACCUGGAGCCUAUCCUAAGGAGCAUGGGGCACAAGGCGGGGUAUAACCUGGACGGGGUGCCAAUCACAUACACAUUCACACACCCAUUCAUACACUUUGGACACGCCAAUCAGCCUAAUCAGACUGGCGGAGCUAACCUGAGUACCCUACCAUGGCUGCGGCUGGAAUCAAACCCUCAACGCUGGCGGUGUGAGGCGAACGUGCUAACCACUAAACCACUAUACACCCCGAUAUCCGCUGUCUGACAUAACAUACAGGUUUAUUACAGCAGGUUUUUUGACAUCAAGUUCUGGCCUGAAUUAAAUAAGGAUAUCAUGACAACUGAUGUUGUACCUCUGGAAGAGGCACAUGAUGAUAAUAAUGUAACAUAAUUUCAUGACAUAAAAGGAGUUCAUUAGAAUAAUGAGCAAAGCAGAAGAUGCUUCGUAGUGACUCCUGAACGUGGAUUGGUUAUGAAGUAUGUUUCCAUAAUGUUAUGUUCUGUAUAAUUUUUCUGCUUUUGAAUAUUUAUGGGAAAUCAAUGCCGCUGGAUUUCAUGACAGAUUUAUGUAUAUUUUAUCUGGCUCUUACGUUUAAUUUGACCGUUUAUGAUGGUUUAUUGUUGUUUUUGUUAUUGUUGUUGGUGUCGGUGGCGGUGGUGGUGUUUUUUUUUUCUUUCUUAGCUUAAUGUCAACGAAAUGACACUGUGAUGUACAGCUGCACUGACUACAGUGAAGUUUCCUGACGACAGUCAAGAAGAAGUCCUAACAAUUAACAUAUCUGUAUGCUAACACAAUCUAUUUCACGUCAUUCACUUCCUAUGACGACAUGAACAUUAGCGUGAACGCAGACUUUACGACACAUAAUGUUUUAGAAGGUUAUAAUAAAGCUUUUAAAUAUUUCUGUAGUUUUAUAGCAGUUUUAUAUCGAACAAAAGGCGAAGAUCACAUCACGUGAAAAUCUGGGAUUUUAUUUAUUUUUUAUUUUUUUUUCCAUUUAAAAUGGGAAAUAAACAGAACAGUUUAAAAA
Ictalurus punctatus (channel catfish) is the source of this 7180-nucleotide messenger RNA. RefSeq names its product histamine H3 receptor. Gene Ontology annotation, cellular component: membrane. The coding region runs from base 435 to 1631 and encodes 398 amino acids. NCBI's taxonomy places the organism in Eukaryota, Metazoa, Chordata, Actinopteri, Siluriformes, Ictaluridae. The transcript is spliced from 3 exons. Gene Ontology annotation, biological process: adenylate cyclase-activating adrenergic receptor signaling pathway. The record is from RefSeq and is a predicted model, not a curated record. Gene Ontology annotation, molecular function: histamine receptor activity.